Messenger RNA from Paramisgurnus dabryanus, 2437 nucleotides. RefSeq names its product E3 SUMO-protein ligase ZBED1-like. Gene Ontology annotation, molecular function: protein dimerization activity; DNA binding. NCBI's taxonomy places the organism in Eukaryota, Metazoa, Chordata, Actinopteri, Cypriniformes, Cobitidae. The record is from RefSeq and is a predicted model, not a curated record.
AUGGCGGAGGGUGGUGAGACACGCGUGAUAAAAAAUGCACCGGGUAUUUUAAAAGCCGAUGUCUGGGAUCAUUUCGGCUUCUAUGAACAUGCUGGUAAGCACGAACUGGACAAGACACACGCUGUGUGUAAAGCAUGUCGUGCACAAAUAAAGUAUUUAGGCAAUACAACUAAUUUAAGAAACCACGUUAACCGUUUUCACCCGGAGCUGCUAAAGGAUGCAAGUGGCAAGGCUGCCAGCGCAAAGACAGACCCAACUCAGCAGAAAAUUGAUCAAGCAUUAUCAACUUUGCCAUUGAACUCUGAGAAAGCGAAGAGAAUAAACAGAUCUGUGGCAUCUUUCAUUGCAAAGGAUUUACGGCCCUAUUCUGUAGUGGAAAACAUCGGGUUUCGUCACCUGAUAAAGACGCUGGAGCCGCGCUAUAAGCUUCCGUCACGCAGCCACUUUGCAGAAACAGUCAUACCCGAACUGUACAACGAAGCCAAAGUUCAGGUAAUGUCAUCAAUGAGCCAAGCUAUUCGUGUAGCAAUAACGUGUGAUUCCUGGACUUCGGUAGCGACCGAGUCUUACGUAACAAUAACGUCGCAUUACAUUAGCCAGGACUGGAACAUUUUAUCACAUGUGCUGCAAACUAGAGCUGUUUACGAGUCUCACACGGGUGCUCAUCUGGCUGAGCUUCUUUCUCAGGUUGUGGGAGAAUGGCAGCUAUCGGAUAAAGAUGUAGUACUUGUGACAGACAAUGCGUCAAAUAUGAUCGUUGCAGCGCAAGUCGGAAAAUUCUCGCAUGUCAAAUGCUUCGCCCAUACGCUAAAUCUCGCGUGCCAGCGGGCGCUUAAAGGGGCCACGCUCUCCAGGCUUCUGGGCAGAGUAAGACGAAUAUCAUCAUUCUUCCACCGUAGCACCACAGCGAGCCACUCCCUGAAAGUGAAACAGCAAUGUUUGGGACUUAGCAAUCAUAAGCUGAUUACUGAUGUUGCAACAAGGUGGAACAGUGCAUUUGAUAUGCUCGAUAGGUUCUUGGAACAACAACCAGCAAUCUGUGCCACCUUGCUCUCUCCAGAAGUCAGAAAAGGGGAGUCAGACCUGUUCACUCUGACUGACACAGAUGUGACAAAUGCAGAGGAUGCUGUGAAUGCAUUAAAGCCAAUGAAGGAUGCGACCACACUGAUGUCAGAAGAGAAAAAUCCAACAGUGUCUCUCAUUGCUCCUCUAAAUGCACAACUCAUCCAGAAUAUGGCAGACACCACUGGAGACUCACCUUUGGUCCGUGAGAUCAAAAAUGCAAUUAAAACAGAUCUUAUGAAGAGGUACAACAGUGAGGCAGAGAAGAAGGUUCUUUAUACAGCCUCUGCUCUAGAUCCCCGGUUUAAGGGAAUGCCUUUUCUCACCGAGCAGGAAAAACUGGAGAUAUACAGAGGAGUGAUUGUGGAGGCUGCAUCUUUGGAGAAUGAGUGUACACCUAGCAGAACAGAAGUGUGUGAUGCGCCUGGAAGAACAGGAACCCUGGAAGAAGAAACACCCAUGGGGGACUGCCCCUCUGCUCCCAAACGAAAGGCCUCGUCGCUGCUUGUGAGUUUGCUGGGACAGUCUUUCACUGACACUGAAGGUACAGUUGAACCCAAGACUCAUUAUGCCAGGGCUGAAGAAGAAAUGGAGGCAUACUGUAAAGCUCCAUCUCUGCCUCUCACUGAGGACCCUUUAAGCUGGUGGCGUGUCCAUGAGGUCACAUUUCCUCUCCUUUCUCGGCUCUCUAAGCGGUACUUGUGUAUCCCAGGCACAAGCGUAUCUGCAGAGCGUGUUUUCUCCACUGCAGGAGAUGUGGUCACGGCUAAAAGAAGCACACUCAAACCAGAGCAUGUAGAUCAAUUAGUGUUCUUGCAGAAAAACCUACAAAUUCCUAAAUGCUAAGCACUGUUUCAAGUGUUUUGAUGUUUGGCACAUUCAGGAAGUGCACUGUGUUAUUAUUUUACAUUUUAUGUAUUUUACAGUAUUAUGUGUGCAGAGUGUUUUGUUUUUGUUUAUUUUGGUUUAUACUUUAAAUUAAUGUUUAUACAUUUGUCAACAUUUAAAUAUUUUAUGAAGAAGUACACUGCACUUUACUGUUUAUAAGUACUUAAAAACACUAAUUGACAGUUUUAUGCACUUUUAGUUUUUCCUAAUGUUUUAGGUUUAAAUGCUGCUGUUGUCUGCUGUUUACAGAACAAGUUUGUCUUGUUUCCUAUUAAGCAGUAUAAUUUAGUAUACUUCUUGAAGAAAACUAAAUAAAAAGGAGUUCACAUACUGUAUCUGACUUCUUACAUUCAUCAAUAUAAAUGUAGCAAUGUGGAGUAGUAAAAAAAGGAUGCAAUGCAUCGUGAUGCAUCAUGAUGCAUCGUAACAUCGAAUUGAAUCGAAUCGUUAACUUAAUAAUCGGAAUCGAAUCGAAUCGAGGAACCAG